Molecule: messenger RNA, 1724 nt
Organism: Nanorana parkeri
Lineage: Eukaryota; Metazoa; Chordata; Amphibia; Anura; Dicroglossidae
Gene: EDAR
Product: ectodysplasin A receptor
Exons: 12
Coding region: 103-1539 (478 amino acids)
Biological process (GO): positive regulation of JNK cascade; positive regulation of canonical NF-kappaB signal transduction
Cellular component (GO): plasma membrane
Molecular function (GO): signaling receptor activity
Source: RefSeq, a predicted model, not a curated record
GGCAGGGCUGCCAUAUCCCUCACCUCACCAGUGAGCUGAGAGGAUAAAAGGGAAAAAAAGUUUAUGUUCAAACCCCAAAAAACAAUUGCCUUGUCUGGAUAAAUGCCUACAUUGGUGACUACCUUGGAACUCUGCCUUCUCUCUAAAAAGUGCUUGUGUGGAAGACAUAGUAAGAAGAAUAUGAACAAACAAAGUGACAGUAAAUGGACCCACAUAUUCCCCUUCAUAAUGGUGUCUUUGGUGUAUUCAGCUCUAGCAGAGUACUCUAACUGUGGUGAAAAUGAAUAUUUUAAUCAUACAACCGGUUUGUGCCAUAGCUGUCCAGAGUGUGAGCCAGGAGAAGAGCCAUACAAUGUCUGUGGAUAUGGCACCAAAGAUGAGGACUAUGGCUGCACCCCUUGUCCUCCUGACAAGUAUUCUAAAGGUGGCUACCAAAUAUGUAGAAGACAUAAGGACUGCGAGGUAUUUUUCCGGGCUACUGUUUUAACUCCUGGAGAUUCCAAAAAUGAUGCAGAAUGCGGUCCCUGUCUUCCAGGGUAUUAUAUGCUGGAGAGCCGUCCUAAAAGCAUGUAUGGCAUGGUUUGCCACUCUUGCUCACUGGCACCUCCAAAUGUCAAGGAAUGCAUUGGAACAGCACAUUAUCCUCCAGGUGGUUCAGCAAGAACAGUAGGCACCAGCACUAUUUCUCCCUUCCAACAUGCACACAAAGUGGAUGUUCCUGGACAAGGACACUUGGCCACAGCUUUGAUUAUCGCCAUGUCUACAAUAUUUAUCAUGGCCAUUGCUAUCGUUCUUAUCAUCAUGUUCUACAUUGUCAAGACCAAACCGACUAGAGCAUGCUGCACUAUUCAUGCAAAGAAUGUGGAAGCUCAGGUUAUUAACCAAGAAGAGAAAAAAGAAGUGCCAGCUGAAAGUGUUGUUAUCUACCCUGAAAAGGAUGAAUUUGAAAAACUUUCAGAAAAGCAAACAAAGACAGAAAAGAGUGAAAAUGAUGCCUCCUCUGAAAAUGAACAUCUUCUGAGCCGCAGUAUAGACAGUGAUGAGGAAGCAGCUCUUGACAAACAGGGAACAGCAGACCUCUGCCUCUUGUCCUUAGUUCACCUGGCAAGAGACAAGUCAACCACAAACAACAAACUGACUGGGAUUCAAAGUCGUAGGAAAAAAAUCUUAGAUCUCUACGCAAAUGUAUGCAAUGUUGCAGAAGGUUUAAGCCCGACCGAACUACCUUUUGAUUGCCUAGAAAAGACCAGCAGGAUGCUUAGCUCAACUUACAAUACAGAAAAAGCAAUAGUGAAAACAUGGCGUCACCUUGCCGAGAGUUUUGGCUUAAAAAGGGACGAAAUUGGAGGGAUGACAGAUGGACUUCAGCUUUUUGAUCGGAUUAGUACUGCAGGCUACAGCAUCCCAGACCUGUUAACCAGAUUAGUACAGAUUGAAAGACUAGAUGCUGUGGAGUCCCUUUGUGCAGACAUUGUGGAGUGGGCACAAUCUACACCAAUAGUCACAACACCUACAGUGCCAAACACAGAAAAUGUAUGAAGUGUGAUGAGACAUAUAUCUUCAAACCUUAAUGGAGGACAGAGUGCCUUUCCCUUUGGAUAAGCCACAAUGCACACUUUUGGCUGGACAUUGGGGGUCAAAAAAGUGCAAGGAAACUAUGAUAUGUAGCGUCUAAAAGGAUUGUAAGACUUUUAGAAAUAUUACAUAGGAAAGUAAUGGAUGGA